Cyprinodon tularosa is the source of this 1968-nucleotide messenger RNA. RefSeq names its product E3 ubiquitin-protein ligase znrf2-like. The record is from RefSeq and is a predicted model, not a curated record. The coding region runs from base 453 to 1031 and encodes 192 amino acids. Lineage: Eukaryota; Metazoa; Chordata; Actinopteri; Cyprinodontiformes; Cyprinodontidae. The transcript has 4 exons.
AAGCGCUCCGCUGCAGGAGGAGGGGGAGGGCAAUCCCUGCUUUUAUUUUUCCUUCCUCGCGGCCGCAGUAAAGCUCAAAAACAAACUUGGGCCAGACGAGCUUCACGCAAACAUUUGCGUGUCCGUGUUGGGCUGCUGUGGAGGGAGUGGGGGCUCAGAAGAAAGAAAAAAAAAGCGUUUUCCUCUUCAUGUCUUCUUUGUUGCAAAAAGGGAAAGGGCUCCGCUUAGUAGGAGGAAAACAGAACAAUUGAAUAUCAAGUUAGUGCGCUCAGAGUGUGCACUUUACGCACAGAGCGCACCGUUAAACUGUGAGAUGUUGGAUCGGUCUCGCCCUGCUCCAGCGUGUCUGUGUUUCCUUUGUUAGUGUCAGCUCUUCAGGGAUCACUGUGAUCAUGCGACGUGGUUGAAAGAACCCAAACUUUCCAGCGCAAAACAACAACAAAAGAGACAACAUGGGGGCCAAGCAGAGCAGCCCCGGGUUUGACGGCAGAACUCGCGCUUAUUCCAGCUCAGAUCUCCCUUCUCGGAACACGGCUGUGGCGGAAGGUAUCACGGGGUUUAGGUACACGAAUGGACCCGAUGGCCCGAGGAUCCGGUACACGGGUGGAGGGCCCACCGACUCCGGGCUGAGGAUCCCCACCGGUGGAAGGUCAGGGUCAAACAAUCAGGGUCUGGAUAGCCCAGAUGGAGAUGAUGGCCAGCUGUCCCCAGAGGCGCACAGGCUGUUUAUUGGCUCCUUACCGUCUCACCUGUCUCCUCGCUUGCUGGGAGGGUUCCACUGUCCUGUUUGCUCCAAGUUUAUGACAGCGGAUGAGAUAGAGAAGCACCUACUUGUGUGUUUCAGUAAAACACGCCUUACCUACAACAAGGACAUCCUGUCAAGAGACUCUGGGGAAUGUGCAAUCUGUUUAGAAGAGUUGGAGCAGGGAGACACCAUCGCCAGGCUGCCCUGCCUCUGCAUCUAUCACAAAGGGUGCAUAGAUGAGUGGUUUGAGGUGAAUCGCUCCUGUCCGGAGCAUCCUGCCGACUAGACGCUGCAGAAGUGCAGCUUAACUCUGCAGUUCAUCACUGAGGCUGACUCUACACCCAGACCUUAUCCCAACGCUGCCUGGUCCAGAUGAGCAUCACGCUCUCCUCAGGGACUGCAGGACAUUACGACUCGCAGGACUCCUUAUAUUGCCUCAUUGAACACAGAUGGACUUUGGAUGUUUGUCCUUAUGUUGAUAGAUGGAAAAAAGCCACUGCUGGACAAAUCAUCUCUCUCCGAUUUUUUUUUUUUUUUUUUGUUCUGUUUUUGUGAAUGCUCCUUUUUCAACCCGUCAAGCCUGAAGUGGACCUGAGCAAAGCGGAUUCUGGUCCAGACCUUUUAGGACUGGGUGUUGUUUUGUAGAAGAGGACCUUUAAAUCCAAGAAGUUGGAAGUUGAUUUAGGUCCAGUGACUGCUCCAGAAUGUUGAUGUUGUGCAAUAUGAAAAAUAGCCAAACAAAAUAUAUAAAGCGAAGCCUUUAUCUGCUUUUAAGGGCUUGAUUUCUUUGUUGAUGCUAGUCAGUGAGUAGAGCCUUUUUUCCCCUCCUAAACUGGCUACCGAUGCUGUUUGUUAAACAAUCAUGCCGCCUAAACCAAAAUUGUCUAACGUGAGAUUGUAAAGCUCCAUUAAUCUUGUGACGGUUAUGUAGCACAGUAGCGUGACUGUGUAGUUUAGUGUUGAAGCUAAAGAAAGAUUCAGACAUAUCUAAUUGUGACCCUUACUCUCUCUAAGGAGUGCCAUAAUGUGCUGCUAUGUCAUAGACUGGAAAGUUUUCUGUAACCUUUGAGCCUGUCCGUUGUCUGUCGUUCUCUCUGUUUGUACUGUAAUUAAUUGCGACACAAUAAAUGGUUUAUCUUCGUGUCUUCUUCUAGUAAACGAACCAUUUUAAAGUUCAGUGUUCCUACGCAUUGAAUAAAAUAAGCCCUUUUUAAUUAAGACAA